This is a messenger RNA of Staurois parvus, 313 nucleotides long. The record is from the annotation of a GenBank genome assembly. NCBI's taxonomy places the organism in Eukaryota, Metazoa, Chordata, Amphibia, Anura, Ranidae.
CCCUCGGACACAGCGGAUCACUGAUCCACGGAAAGAGCUGCAGAUCACUGAUGAUCAGUGUGCCCUGAUGAUCUGUGUACCUCCAGCAGCGCCACCUGUCAGUGUCCAUCAGUGCCAGCUCUCAGUGCUCAUCCAUGCCACCUGGCAGUGCCAGGUCCGUGCCACAUCAAUGCCACAUAUCAGUGCCCAUCUGAGCUGCCUCCCAGUAUCACCCAUCAGUGCCACCUAUCAAUGCAAUGCAGUCAGUGCUGCCAAUCAGUGCCACCUAUCAGUGCCAGUCAGUGACGCCUAUCAGUGCCAGUCAGUGCUGCCU